AUGUCCGAAAAUUUCCAAAGUUCACCUUUCAUUGGGGAAGAAAGAGCUCUGAAGCCUUCUCUGCCUGUGCUGAGCAAUUCCACACACUCAGGAAGGGAGUGCAACAUCUCCAGAGUCUCCACCCCAGAUGUGAGUUCAACAUGGCUUCUGCCUUCAGCAUCCAGCAGUUCUCUCCAGCAACUCAUGGGUAAUGCCUACCUUAACCCACAUGCUGGCACAACCAUGCUGUCAGUGAUGACUGAGCAAGGCCAGAUCUCCACCUCAGCACCUUCCUAUCCAGGUGUUCUCAAGUGGGAUUUCACAGGAAGCAUGGAUGGGAGGAAAGAUGCACUCCAGGGAUUCAAUGUGAAGAUCAUUGACCAGGACACUACACUCUCCACUCUGGCUGUGACAAACCAGUGUGAUAAAAUUUUAGAUCCCAAUGCCAUGGUUCCUUUCUAUCCAACACUGUCUGCCAGCUUUGUCCAGGCCACACCACCGCAGAUGCCAAAUCAGAGAUACUGCCUGGCACCUUCCUACCAGGAGAGUAGCCAGGUCUAUUACUAUGAGCACAACAGCCUGGGCCCUCUGAUAGCUGAAGAAUUUAGGCAGUGUUUGCCAGCCCAUUGCUCUGUGUCUUACCCUGGGAGUCAGACCUGUGCGCUUCAAUCAGAGAUGGUGAUGGUGCUAAAGGAGAUUCAGCCAAGGAAUGUCCAGAUACCACUGUUUACCUCUCCCUUUGCCUAUUCCACAUCUGCUCAAUCCAUGCCAGACAACAGUCUUCCUGUAGUUCAAAGGGAGACAUCCCUGGGAUUGCCACCUUCAGGUCAGACAUACUGUCAGCUGCAGAGUCCUGAACUCUUCAAAACCUCUGGCCAGGCUUCCCAGAAAAGACCACCAGCUGUCAAUGGGGACAGGGCAUUAACAGCCACUAUCCACAGUCCUUCAGAAUUUCUAGCCUUGCCUCCAGCUCCAAACCAGGAAGAAACUAAGAACAAAACCAUGAAAGAGAUCAAAGAUGAAUUUUUAAAGAGUCUGGAUGCCUAUGAAGGCACAAAAGAAAACCAAGACACACCAAUCGUGACUUUAGUACACCCUGACUUUCAGCAGCAUCUGCACUGCACUGAUACUGAGAGCCUAAGGCAGAAGUCUGCUUCUGACGAUAUGCAUGUGGGGGACAUCAGCAUGUGUCCAAAAGAGCUUGGGGGCAUCCAGAAUGAGAUAGGUUCCAGCUUUGACUUUAAAGACAUCACUACACUUGAGGCAGACAUUCAACUUCCCCAACUCCUCAACACCCUCACAGAUAUAGACCAGUAUCAGUCCUGUGAAAACUGGAACAUCAUCAAUGAGGCCCCUGGCCAGGUGAGGAAGAAUAAACAUAAGUCAUCUGAGCUGCUUGAGGAAGCUCCUCAGGCCAAAAUCCAGCACCAAGACCUGGUGUUGGGAGAGGGGAAUGUGUAUGUGCCUGGGUCCAGUGACAGUAUUGAAAACACGGCAAAGAACCAGAAGGGUAAAGCUCCCAAGGUUACCCCCAGCAAGAACAGAAGAGUUAGAAAACAGGGGCAGGAAAGACCAAGUCGACCAGAGAAAAUCUCUAAGAAAACAGAGGAGCUUAAGCAGUCAAGGAACAGAGUCAAAGGAGAAGAGAAGCCCACCAUCUCCAAGACAAAGAGGAAGAGGAAUCCACCUGAGUUCAGUCAAAACAGCUUCAAGAAGCCUCGAACCAACCUUGGUAUGCGCAUGCUGGAGUCUGUGCAGGUCUUUCACCCACUGGGAAAGAGGAAUGAAAAGAAAACUGGCAUUUCCUCCUUUGCGGGUCUGCGGACCCUCACCAGCAACAAAGAUCCAGGCCUAGCCUCUGUUACUACAGCAAUGGUAAACAUGCCAUGUGAGGACAAGGGUCCUCCAAAAAGUCCUGGGAAGAUUCAGACAGUAAACAGCACUGCCAACAAAUACUGUCUAUCUCCAUCCAAGUAUGAGCUGCCCCCAGCUGGGAAGGUCAGGUUAGUACCUCUGCCUUUUCUAACCCAGGAGAAGCCUCAAGCCAGAGCUGUUUCUAAAAAGGCUCUUUCCCUGGCUUUACCAAGACCCACUGCAGCUUACCCUCUGCAGCCUCACUGCCAGUCAGCUCAACUUACCACACUCAGGCCAACCAAACCAGCUCCUGUCAGCACAUCUUUGAUGGCCUCUGCCAAGCCAGCUCCUCCAGUUUCCUUCAGAGCCACACAACCUAAUGUAACCAACACCAUCCAGUCUAGUACUGCACCCCAGUUGACCACCUCGAGGCCUGCACCCUACAGAGCAUCAUCUCACACUUCAUUCCAGAGAGAGCAUGUUUCUGCUGCCAGGAACAAGGUGCCAUCACCUCCCAAACCUCAAUCUCAAUACCUACUGCAAGACUUCAGCCGCCAACCAAUUCCAUGGAAGAAAGUAGACAUUCUGGGACCAGUUGUCUCACAGCCCAUCACAAAAGAGCAGAGGCCAGAGAGGGAGGCCAUGAAGAGGCAGGCUCAACAGGAGCGAGAGAAUGCUGUCAGGAACACCUCUCAUGGGAAACUGCAGAUUUUCCUUCAGAGGGAGAAGGACAUGGAAAUUUCUCAGUAUUAUGGCUAUGCAAUGUAA
Messenger RNA from Grammomys surdaster, 2601 nucleotides. RefSeq lists its product as uncharacterized. The transcript is spliced from 3 exons. Bases 1 to 2601 code for a protein of 866 amino acids. Lineage: Eukaryota; Metazoa; Chordata; Mammalia; Rodentia; Muridae. The record is from RefSeq and is a predicted model, not a curated record.